AUGACAGCUUCUGCGUCAGUCAUCAGGUGCAGCUACACGCAAGCCUUGGAACGCGAGCUGCGAUCCAGUUCUAGAACACUGCGCACUCUGGACGACAGUUGUGCUGGGCUGGAGCAGAAGCUUGCGGAUCAGACAAAGAAUGCCGUGGAAGUGUUGGCCGGCCGCCUGAAGGCGGAAAGUCAAACUACGCUUCUCUGCCUUCCGAUGCCUCAUGGCCUGGCCUGGCGCCAAUGCCUUGUGUUCGAAAAAGCAAGCAGGACUGAGAGGGCAUCGAAUUGCUGCUGUCGAGGUGGCGUGAAGCAGAGGUCGGAUGCUCAACUCCUGCGCUUGCAAGGCCGAGCCUUGCAAGGCUUCCGCGCGGCCAAGCAGCGGGCCAUUGGUUUGGAGCACGUUGGGGACAUGCUCUUUCUCUACCGAAUGAAGAUUCUGCAGGUGCAUCUUUUCAUGUCCUGGAGGCUGCACUGCAAGGCAGAAAACUUCUCGAAAGCCUGGCAAACCCACAAGACGGAGCUACGAGAGCGUCGUCAGGAGGUCAUUAGGCAAGCGCUGGAAACAGACGAGGCGCAGGAUGCGAUCGAAGACAUAGAUGCCACUUCAGAUGGGCACAGCCCGGCGGACAAGCAAGCACAUGGCCAAGAGGACACGCAGGAUCAGCUUGCUCAGCUGCGCGCAUUGCAGGCAGCCGCAGCCCAGGAUGCCACUGCCCGCGCGGUGCGCCGAGCUGAGGACGAGGCGACGCGGGCAAGGAGAGAGGCCCAGGAGGCUGCAGAACGCUUGCGUUUGGCGCAGCUGGAAGCUCGGGAGUGGCUUGCUGCGUUGGACGCAGCCAGACUGGAACUCGCGAAAGCGCAGAGUGGAAAUGAGACUGGCCUGGCUCACGAGGCCGUCGAAGAAGCCGCUGAGUAUUUGCAAGAGGUAGAGGCUGCUAAGCUGCGUGCAGAUGCAGAAAUGGCCCAGCUGCAGAAGGCGGCUGCAGAAGCCGCCAGCAGAGCUGCGGAGGCCGAGGAGGUUCUUGAGAAAGCACAAAGCGCGGCUACAGCUCAGCUGCGUGCCGUGGAAGCUCGCAAAGCUGCGGAGGAGAAGGUAGCAAGCAAGGCCCGCGCAGCGGUCGAGGCAGAGAAGAAAGCCAAGCAGCGUGCGCAGGCUAUGGCAAAGAAGGAGGCCAAGGUGUGCGACAUCAACCAUCGGCAUUCAGCACUGCCUGCUGCGGAAGCGGCCGCAGCUGCAGGCGGAGACGUCCAAGCCCAGGAUCCGGUGGGCGCGACGAAGAGCGUGCGAGAAGCUCCCACGGCGGUGCUGGCGGAGCCUUUUGUGUCGGAACAAGCCGAAGCAAUCGGGCGAGAGCCGGAAGCAGUGCAAGAGUCGCCACCGAAGGAUGACGGGCAAAAGGAAGAAGCCCCGCGGCAAAAGGAGGCGAGACAGAAACAGGAGAAGGAGGAAGUGCAGCAAAGAGCAGAAGCAGAGAAGGCAGAAGCAGAAGAAGAACGCCGGAAGCAGGAAGAAGCCCGGCGCGAGGAGGAGAGGCUACUUGAGGAGGAAAAAAGACAGCAUGUAGAAGACAUGCGCCGAAAACAAGAGGAGGAGCUCCGUCAGGCCGAAGAGCGGAGAAGGUUUGAGGAGGUCAUGGAGGAGAACCGGCGGCGUCUUCGGGAAGAGGAAUUGGAAAGAGAUCGCCAGAAGGCAGACCAACUCGCGGACCGAAUGAGCGCCGAGCGACAACAGGAGCUUCUCAGCAUGCGCGUGAACCUUUGGCAGGAAGAAACGCAUGCGGCCGCAAGUGAGCGACAGCGCUUGGAGGCUAAGCGCAAGCACGAAGCGGAAGUGCGACGGAUGAAAGAGGAGGCACUUGCAAAGGCCGAGCGGGCGGCAGACUCCAUCGCUGAAAAGAUGUACAGGCAGCACUGCGAGCUGCUGCUACAAGAAGUUCUCAGUUGCUGGUUCAAGGACUACAAAGAGGCUAUGGCAGAAAAGAAGGAGGAAGCAACCAAGAAGGCAUACCAGGAGGAAAAGAAGCGUUUGCAAAAGGAAAGAGAAGCGCAGGCAGCGGAAGCCGAGAGCAAGCGGGUCGAGGCCGAGAGGAAGGCAUUGGCAGAACAGCAAAAGCUGAAAGAGCAGGCGGAGGCCGCUGAGGCUGCACGUCGGCACCAGGAAGCCGAACUGCAGGCCUUGGAGCAGCGAACUGCAGAGAUGAUGGAGAAGCAGAAGCAGCAGGAGGAGAGUCAGCUGGCCAACGCGGACUCGUGGCUCAAUGUCACUCAGGAUGAGGACAUGAAGCGUGAGGCGAUCAAAGAGCGGGAGCUCGCUGCACAACGGGAGGACUUGGAGCGGCAGCGCCGCGAACUGCAGCUGCAGCGCGACGCUCUGGAGAGGGAGGCCCUCGAGCGGCAGCAGGCAGCGCUGCAGCGCAGGGCCGGGGAAGAGGACUUUCUUCCGACUGCCCAACAAAGCCAGCCUGAGGAAGCGAGAUCUGUGCAACAGCAGACAGAGCAGGUGCUGCCAAGUCAGCAUCUCGACAUUCAACGUGGGGCUAUGGAGCGUGAGGUGUUCCAACGCCAACAGCAGAUCGCAGCAGCUGAGCGUGAGGCCCUCGUGGAACAGAUCAAGGCAGCCAGGCAGCAGCAGGCACUGGAGAUGGAGAUGCUGAAGGAAAAGGUCUCUGAGGCAGAGGAUGCGCGAAAGAAUCAGCAGGCUGAGCUGGAGCGACUCAAAGAGGAGGUCACCAGAGGCUCCGUCUACCAGGAGAUCCUGCAGCACUUCAAGUUGACCCCUGCAGUUCAUGUGCAGGAGACACCACAGGUGCAUGUCGCCAAAGCUGCCCCAGUAGUGGAGGUGGGCGUGACCCAGACAGCAGAGAUCUCUUCACGCAGCAUUUCAGUCGAGGCAGUUCCAGAGAUUCCAAAGCUGAGCCGGCCGCGUCGACCUGAUCCGCAUUCAAUGGAACUAGGACUGCAGCAGGCUAGGAUGCUGGAGCGGAUGCUGCUUAAGGUCGUGGUUCAGGGAUGGCAGGCUGCCGUCUUCGAGCGCUGGAGGCUUCCGCAGGAAAUCCGUGUCAGGCAAGUUCCAUGGCAAACCCUUCCGGAGGAGCCACUUGUGCCCCGCCCACGCGGGCCUAACUUUGCCAUGCACGCCGAACUGGCCGCCCAGGGCUUGUCUAAGUGGUCGGAGCCAAUUUCAGAGGGGCCGUUGAGUACUGCGGACCUCUACGAAGCCAACGCAAGGGCCCACGCAACUUUUGCGAGAUGGGCAGUUAAUGCCAGCCAACGGCAGAUGGCAAAAGUCUUUGAGCAGAGGCAAGAGGAAGCUUCAACUGCUGAAGACGAGGCAGCAGAGCGAGCCGUUCAGCGCGCGAGCGAAAGCAUUGAGCAGGCAGUGCAGCAGGACAUCCUUCUGGAAGAGCUGCGCGGUGGGACAGCAUGGCCUCCGCCGCUUCUCCCGCCACGGCCCGUCCUCCCCGGCGACGACGGAUGGCAGGACCUGCAGGGUGCGGCAGGGCGGCUUUUCGCAUCGGCGUCUGCAGCCACUGACAUGCAGGAGGAGCAGGUGCUCUUUGUGCAGAGCGAUGGGGUUUCCACAAGCUUUCAUGCACAUGCUCCGGAAGGAUCCAGACUUCGUGAGAGCGAUGACGCCAAUGGCGCAGGAUCGCAGAAGAUUAUCAUUCCAGAGUUUCGGCAAGCUGUCCAAGCAGCACCAAGUGACAACGGGA
This is a messenger RNA of Symbiodinium necroappetens, 3703 nucleotides long. Lineage: Eukaryota; Dinophyceae; Suessiales; Symbiodiniaceae. The record is from the annotation of a GenBank genome assembly.